AACCAGCAGCACUGCUGCACUUCCGCCGCCAGGUGGCAGCACCGCGCUGCCCGCGUUCACAGCCCGACGCGGGCCGGAAGAGAGCGGAAGCGCCCCGGCUCGCAGCCCGAGCGACGGCAGCGAAACCUCCGUGGCCGCGCGAUUGCACGUCGGGCAGGGCGCGUCGUGUCGAGAUGUGCCCCCGGCGCUGCCUCCCUGGUUGAACUUGUCAAAAUGGAGGAGGAGGAAGAGGAGGAGCGGCUGCGGCCCUUCGUGUUCCUGAUGACUUACAUGCUGCUGAAGCGCAGGAGGGACUUAAACCACGCAGACAUUCAGAGGCGGAAUGAGAUCCAAAGACGCAUCAGACAUCGGCAGUACUUCUUCCAGCGACAGAGGAGGAUGCUCAUGAUGAUGAUGGCAGGAGGUAUCCGCUCCAACGUUCGCAUCCGCACACGCCCCUGGUCCACCACUGCAAGCACUGAUUGGUGGGAGCGGGUGGUGAUGACGGAAUUCCAGCCGUCUGAUUGGCUGGAUAGGUUCCGUAUGAGCAGGGAGACGUUCUUCCACCUCUGCGACGAGCUGAGGCCCCGCCUGACCCGCCAGGACACCAGCUUCCGCCUGGCUCUGCCGGUUGAGAAACGGGUAGCAGUGGCUCUGUGGCGCCUGGCGUCGAACAUCGAAUACCGCACCAUCAGCGGGCUGUUUGGCGUGGGGAAGUCCACCGUGUGCAGGUGUGUGAGGGACAUGUGUCACGCGAUUGUUGCGCUCCUCACCGCCACUUACCUGCGGCCCCCCGGUGAGCAGGAGCUGGAUGAUUCAGCCCAGCUCUUCCUGUCCAAAUGGGGCUUCCCUCACUGCGUCGCCGCCGUAGCAACACUCCACACCGCCAUCAUCACGCCAUCGAACAACGCAUCGGACUACGCCAACCCUGCUGGCUGGCUCUCUGUGCUUUCUCAGGUGGCUGUCAGCGGCCGGGGGAUAUUCUGGGACGUGUGCGCCAGUUUCCCUGGUGGUACGGACCCGGCUGACAUCUUCCAGAACUCCUCGCUGUGGGCCACAGCUGCGGAUGGUGGGCUGUCACCUGACUCGCAAACUACCUUCAUGGGAAAACCGCUUAGGUAUGUUCUGCUGGGGGAGGCCUGCUACCCUCUCCAGAGUUGGCUGAUGAAGGCCUAUCCCGAGGAAAAGGAUAGGAGAGGCAGCCACGCAGCGCUGACCGAGCCACAGCGGCUCUUUAAUCGACGGCUCAGCCGAGCGCUGCGCGCCUCCGAGGAGGCGCUUCUGAGGUUGAGGGCACGCUGGCAGUGUCUGAGCAAGAGGAACGACUGCGGACUGGACGUGGUGCCCACCAUGGUUCUGGCAUGCUGCAUUCUGCACAACGUGUGCGAAUCCCACGGCGACGCCUUCGAGGCAAAGUGGCAGGCGGAGGUGGCCGAGGCGGAGAGCCCACAGCCCAGACACAGGCCACUUCCCUCCACCUGCAGUGACCAACGGCAUGCUGAUGAGGCCCGAAACCUCUUCUGUGACUAUUUUGAGGAGCAGAAUAAUUGAAGAAGUUUCCUAGACACAAAGAUGAAUGUUAUUAAAGUCCUAAUAAACAUCU
Gasterosteus aculeatus aculeatus (three-spined stickleback) is the source of this 1582-nucleotide messenger RNA. RefSeq lists its product as uncharacterized. The record is from RefSeq and is a predicted model, not a curated record. Lineage: Eukaryota; Metazoa; Chordata; Actinopteri; Perciformes; Gasterosteidae.